AUGGAAAAAGUCAUAAGGAGAGAGCCGAAGAGCACAAGCUUCCUAUACAUUGGAAACCCAUUGUCGACCGAGAUACGAGAUGAACCUUUCCCGUUAAACUAUAAAACACCACAACUAGAUGAUUACAAUGGAACAGGGGAUCCGAUCACACACUUGAGCUGUUUUCAGGUGGUCAUGAUGGUACAAAGUUUGUUUGAAGCUGCCGUCUGCAAACUUUUCCCGACAACCCUUAAGGGGCCAGCAACAAUCUGGUACCGAAGUCUGAAAGAAGGCUCUAUCCAAAGUUUCGACGAGCUAGCAAGAGCUUUCCGAACUCAUUUCACACCGAGCAUAAAACGAAAGAAGAAGUCCAGUGAUCUCAAACUUUGCUAUCAGAAACCCGGAGAAAGCUUGCAGAGUUAUAUCGGCAGAUUUAACGCGGAGGCUGUCGAAGUAGGAAACCUGAAUGAUGAUACCCUCAUUGACCGAGCCUGUAAUUACAUCAAUUUGGAUGAAGAGCAACGAAGGAAAGCCACACAGACAACAGCACAGUUUCAAACGCAGAGACCAAAUUUCAGUCAGACGGUCAGGCAAGACAGAUUCAGGCCAAGAGAUCAACGGCAACCCGUUCCACCGCGAAUGGAACUACACCGACCAGUAAAGGUAGAAGACCAAGCCUUUAUUCCACUCAACACACCGAGAUCACACAUCCUAAUGUGGAUUCAAAUCAAUAAUGAACUAGUAAGAUACCCACCAAAGUUGCAGUAUGAGGGGGACAGAAAGAAAUAUUGCCAAUUUUACGAUGGUCACGGCCACGUCACUAAUGAGUGUGGAAGUAUAAAGAAAGAAAUAGAUCGAUUAGUGCAAGUCGGCCGCUUAAAAGACUUUGUAGCAUAG
Mercurialis annua (annual mercury) is the source of this 876-nucleotide messenger RNA. RefSeq lists its product as uncharacterized. The coding region runs from base 1 to 876 and encodes 291 amino acids. NCBI's taxonomy places the organism in Eukaryota, Viridiplantae, Streptophyta, Magnoliopsida, Malpighiales, Euphorbiaceae. The transcript has 2 exons. The record is from RefSeq and is a predicted model, not a curated record.